Messenger RNA from Strongylus vulgaris, 1266 nucleotides. NCBI's taxonomy places the organism in Eukaryota, Metazoa, Nematoda, Chromadorea, Rhabditida, Strongylidae. The record is from the annotation of a GenBank genome assembly.
AUGUACGGGCUUUUUAGCGGACUCUUCGGAGUUGGCACGAAAUACGAAGACGGCUUAUGCACUUUGACAAUUCCACAUAUUUCAUCAUCCCAAGCUGGCUGCUAUACUUGCGAGGCCGAGAAUGUUCAUGGCUUAGGGCGAUCCUCAAGCAUUGUGGAAGUUACACCGUCACCGACACGGGCGUACUCUGCGCCAAGAUUCUUCGAAAUUCUUGCCAAUCGGUCUGUCUUCGAAAAUGAGGAAAUAAUUCUGGAGUGCUCUGUAAUUGGAAAACCGACUCCGGCAAUUACCUGGUACAAAGACGGUUUGAAGUUAAUGUUUGAAAAUCGAAUGUUGCACUACACCGAUCGAAAGGGCAUAGCAAGGCUAAACAUAAUGAAGGCGAAAGUUUGUGAUUCCGGAGAGUACACGUGCGAAGCGUCGAAUAUCCUGGGCAAAGACUUCACGCACUGUAAUGUGCAAGUAAACGGUCUGCCACUGCUGUACCGAACAACACCGUCCACGUCAAGGUGUCCAAGUCGUUGCGUCAGUCCUUCGCCCGCUUACUCUCUCGAUGAACCUCACCCUCCCAUCAUAACCCGACCAAUUACUGGAGCUACGGUUACUGUUGGGUGUCGCGAAUUACUAGAGCUAGAAGUGAACGGUAAUCCAACGCCAACAGUCGAAUGGUAUCAUGAUGGAAAAUUAGUUGCACAAAGUAGAACACUUCGGACGUACUUUGACGGCAGACUCGCUUUUCUCAAAAUUUACAGAGCACAAAUGGAUCAUACCGGACUCUACGUAUGCAAGAUAUCCAACAAGCUAGGAACCGUCGAAGCAAGCGCAUUUUUGACAGUGGAGGAGGAAUUCUCGCCUCAUGUUCCGAAUAUGCCAACAUUCAUACGAAAGCUUGAAGACGUUAUCGUCGAAAAGAUCGGUCAACCUGCUUCUUUGAAUUGUCAAGUGCAUGGAGAUCCACCACCAGUCCUAUGCUGGCUACAGAAUGGUCGUGCGAUUCGUAGCGAUCCAUCGUACUGCUGUCGGAUGACCAACGACGGCAUUGCAAGUCUAGAUAUCACAGCCGUUACUGAGCAGUACUGCGGAACUUACACAGCUGUGGCCUCAAAUGCUUUUGGAGACGCUCACUCGUCUGCCAUUGUCAAACUAAUGCAGUCAACAAAUAUGGUGAAUGCUGUCAACCAUAUAUCACGCAUCCCCAUAACAAUUGAUUCUUGCCAAUCUGAUGAGCAGUCCUUUGUUGAUGAAAACACUGAUAUAUCAUUGUGA